GGCCCGGCCCGGCCCUGCCCCGCCGCUCCCUUCCUUCCCUCUCCGCGCCGCACUCACAGCGUGACCCGGGAGACGGCGAUGCGGACGGGCACGCUGCGCUCCUUGAAGGCGGUGGUGAUGAAGCAGCCGAAGUAGCACACAGUCUGUACUUCAGCCACCUCUUCCCUUCAUAUUUUAUGAAGAGUAGUAUUUGUGUUGUACCAAUGGGCCUGAGCUCCUGUUUAGAAAAGGACACAGCAGCUGCUUGAUGUUUCCCAGUCACUCCAGCUUCUGAAUUUCUUCAGAUUGAAAGAAAUGAGUAGGAUUUAUAAUUGCAAUUGGCUGGAAGUGCCAUGGGGAGAUGGAGAUUUAGGUUCUUGGGCAGAUCGCUCACCUCUGCAUGAGGCAGCCAGCCAAGGACGUCUUCUUUCUCUGAAGACUUUAUUGUCACAGGGGUACAAUGUAGACACACUAACAAUUGACCAAGUAACUCCACUCCAUGAAGCCUGCCUGGGAGACCAUGUAGGAUGUGCAAGAAUCCUCCUUGAAGCAGGAGCAAACGUAAAUGCUACAACAAUUGAUGGAGUGACACCUUUAUUUAAUGCCUGUUCGAGAGGCAGUGCAGCAUGUGCUGAGCUCCUGUUACAGUACGGUGCCAAAGCUCAGUGGGAGUCCUGUCUGCCAUCACCAACACAUGAAGCAGCCAGCAGAGGUCACAGUGAAUGUCUGGAGGUGCUCAUAUCCUGGGGUAUAGAUGUUGACCAAGAUCUUCCUCAUUUAGGAACACCUCUGUAUGUAGCUUGUGUUUCACAGCAGAUCCAUUGCAUUCGAAAGCUUCUUUAUGCAGGUGCCAACGUGCAGAAGGGAAAGCAUUUGCAAACCCCACUCCAUGCUGCUGCCCAGCAUUCUAGUACAGAGAUUGUAAACUUACUCCUCGAAUUUGGGGCAGACAUAAAUGCCAAAAAUUCAGAUUUUGAGAGGCCUGUUGAUUUAGCUGCCCCAAGCAGUUUAGUGGAGAGACUGCUGCUCUUCCACGAAGCCACACCAUCUUCUCUUUGUCAGCUCUGCCGACUAUGUAUCCGAAAUUACAUAGGAAGAGCUAGACUGCAUCUUGUUCCACAACUCCAGUUGCCAACAAUACUUAAGAAUUUCUUACAGUAUAGAUAACAUAGUAAUUGUUAGAAAAUUAAAUAUAGCAAGUACAUUUUUUUCUGUUUAUUGUACAUUUUAUCUAAGGAACUGCUGGGCGGAAAAAAAAAGCCUUUCGCAUAUUGCUUAAAAAAAUGUUAUCUUUGACACCUGGUGUUGGAAAUGUAAUAGUAAUUGGGAGCCAUUCAGCAACUAGUGCCAAGGUGCUAAUCCAGCUGAAUUGAAUAAGUGUGCUGAUACUCUGGGACAUGAUUGUAUAACUUUACCUUAACCCUUUAUAGCUUUAGUGCUGUUAACUUCAAUUGUGUUUAUGUUUUUAAAAUCUGUUUGACACACCUCAACCACAAAGAGUUUCUUCAUUAUUAUUUGUUAAGUUUGUCCAUUUAGAGUCAAUAUUUUAUGUAUUUUCAAAUCUCUGUUUUUUGUGUACCUAAAAAUACUUGGUCAUGGGUGCACUAUAUGCAUUGAUAAAAAUAAAACAAUUAAACAUCAA
Messenger RNA from Melospiza melodia melodia, 1621 nucleotides. It is a transcript of the gene ASB5, whose product is annotated as ankyrin repeat and SOCS box containing 5. Gene Ontology annotation, molecular function: protein binding. Gene Ontology annotation, biological process: intracellular signal transduction; protein ubiquitination; positive regulation of protein catabolic process. The record is from RefSeq and is a predicted model, not a curated record. The transcript has 9 exons. Bases 295 to 1146 code for a protein of 283 amino acids. Lineage: Eukaryota; Metazoa; Chordata; Aves; Passeriformes; Passerellidae.